AUGUAUUCUUUCUCGUCCUCUGUUUCCGCAAUCCCAUUAUAUAACAAAAAUGGCUGUUCUUCCUCCAUCACUACGUUCAAGAAGCUAUCCUUUACUACUUGCUGCAGCUACAAAUUGAAGAAAUUAUCAAUAUCAAUAAAUAAUCCAUGCUAUAAUAACAACAAUAUUAACAUCAUGUCGAAAUGUUUAAAGUCUAUUGCUACGUUCCCACUCCUCAUACACACCUUAUUAUGCUUUCUCUUGUUCCCUCAACCCCUUCUAUCUCAUGAUAUUAGUGGUUUCGUUCGCCUCCCUGCUCGUCCAACCAUCAUCACUCCUCAUCAAUUAUCUGAGUCCGAACCUCAGCAGGUGCACAUUUCGUUGGUGGGAAGAGACAAGAUGAGGGUGUCAUGGAUUACAGAAGGAAAACACACAAAAUCUGUGGUAGAGUACGGAACAAAGUCAGGAGAAUAUUCCAAAAAAGCUACCGGAAAACAUACUUCGUACCAGUAUUUUUUCUAUAACUCCGGCAGGAUCCACAACGCCGUGAUAGGGCCACUUGAGCCCAGCACCACUUACUUCUACCGCUGUGGAGGCUCCGGACCCGAGUUCUCAUUCAAGACUCCACCGCCCAAGUUGCCCAUCGAAUUCGUCAUCGUAGGGGACUUGGGACAAACGGAAUGGACAGCAUCGACGUUAAAACACGUGGAUAGUAGCGACUACGACGUGUUCCUAUUACCAGGUGACUUAUCGUACGCCGAUACACAGCAACCUCUAUGGGACUCCUUCGGCCGUUUGGUGCAACCAUACGCCAGCAAAAGGCCAUGGAUGGUUACUGAAGGAAACCACGAGAUGGAGAUUUUCACCAUCAUCUACCCUCACGGCUUCAAAGCUUACAACGCAAGGUGGGCGAUGCCGUUUCAAGAAAGCGGAUCAACUUCAAAUCUAUACUACUCUUUCGAGGUUGCUUCCACCCACGUCAUCAUGCUCGGUUCCUACACGGACUUCGACGCCCAAUCAGAGCAGUACACGUGGCUUCAGAACGAUUUGGCUAACAUCGAUAGGAGCAAGACGCCUUGGGUGAUUGUGUUGUUGCAUGCGCCUUGGUAUAAUACUAAUGAGGCACACCAAGGUGAAGGUGAGAGUAUGAGGAAAGUUAUGGAGGAUUUGCUCUAUCAAGCACGGGUUGACUUGGUUUUUGCUGGACAUGUUCAUGCCUAUGAACGAUUUACUCGAAUUUAUGACAACAAAGCUGAUUCCUGUGGUCCAAUAUAUGUGACAGUUGGUGAUGGAGGAAAUCGUGAAGGCCUUGCAUUGAAUUUUAAAAGCCCUCCAAGUCCACUGUCGUUGUACCGGGAGUCAAGCUUUGGCCAUGGAAGGUUGAAAAUAGUAGACGAAACACGUGCAUACUGGUCAUGGCACCGCAACAAUGACACUGAUGCAGUAAUAGCUGAUGGUGUUUGGAUAGAGAGCUUAAGCAGAUCAAAAGCAUGUUCAGGUAGACCAGACCAAAAGGUUGUUCAUGAAGAACUGUAGAUUAUAUAGUGCAACUCGAAUGAUGUAUUGUUCCUUUCUGCUAACAAAGGGAAGAUUGGUGAUUUGCUUGCAAUAACUUUAAGUUAUCUACUUAAUUAGCUGCUCAGUUGAUAGGAUGUGGAAAGUGAAAAAUGUACGCAGUAAAUUAGCCGCUGGUAGAUUUAUAACUUAUUAUUUCUUUCAAUUUUCUUACAUUACAUGAUGUAUGUAUAAUCAAGUAAUGAUACUCAAAUAAACAAAUUAAUAAGUAUAAAGA
Messenger RNA from Arachis stenosperma, 1771 nucleotides. Its product is annotated as purple acid phosphatase 22-like. Bases 1 to 1515 code for a protein of 504 amino acids. The transcript has 5 exons. NCBI's taxonomy places the organism in Eukaryota, Viridiplantae, Streptophyta, Magnoliopsida, Fabales, Fabaceae. Gene Ontology annotation, molecular function: metal ion binding; acid phosphatase activity. The record is from RefSeq and is a predicted model, not a curated record.